Messenger RNA from Eublepharis macularius, 1068 nucleotides. Its product is annotated as galactoside alpha-(1,2)-fucosyltransferase 2-like. Gene Ontology annotation, molecular function: galactoside 2-alpha-L-fucosyltransferase activity. Gene Ontology annotation, cellular component: membrane. The record is from RefSeq and is a predicted model, not a curated record. Bases 1 to 1068 code for a protein of 355 amino acids. The transcript has a single exon. Lineage: Eukaryota; Metazoa; Chordata; Lepidosauria; Squamata; Eublepharidae. Gene Ontology annotation, biological process: carbohydrate metabolic process.
AUGUAUCUUCCAGAAAGACGCCUCUUCAGUCGACCAACCCUUGUGAUCUGUCUGGUUUUCUUUAGCCUUUUGUCUGUCUCCACAUUUUUGCACCUGCAGAAAAACAAUUAUUACCCAUGGUGGAGGAUCAGUAUCAAAAACAUAUUUACUCUUUCAAACCAUGAACAUACUUCCUUCCUCAACACAACUCCCGGAACACCCUCUAAGAACUUGGAUAGAGGUAUAUGGACAGUGAACUCUAUCGGUCGUUUGGGAAACCAGAUGGGAGAAUAUGCCACCCUCUAUGCCUUAGCCAAGCUCAAUGGGCAUCAAGCCUACAUCCUUCCAGCCAUGCACCAGUAUCUGGCAACAAUAUUCAAGAUCACUUUGCCUGUGAUCCCUUCUGAAUUGGUUGGCAAAAUCCCCUGGAAAAACUACCAUCUCCAUAACUGGAUGUCGGAGGAGUAUCAUCACAUCCAGGGCAAGUAUGUGCGGCUAACAGGCUACCCUUAUUCUUACACUUUUUAUCACCACAUCCACCAGGAGAUACUUCAGGAGUUCACCUUCCAUGACUACAUCAAGGAGGAAACCGACCGAUACCUUCUGCAGCUGCGGGGGCAGCGCAAGGAGGUCACAUACAUUGGAGUGCAUGUCCGGAGAGGGGAUUAUGUGAAUCUAAUGCCCAAUGUCUGGAAAGGUGUAGUGGCUGACAAAGGUUAUCUGGAGAAAGCCAUGAAUUACUUCAGAGAGAAAUACCAUGAUGCCAUCUUUGUGGUGGUCAGUAAUGGGAUGGAUUGGUGCAAGCAGAACAUUGAUGCUACCAAGGGAGAUGUUUAUUUUGCUGGCGAUGGGCGGGAAUCAUCCCCAGGGAGGGACUUUGCUCUCAUUGCUCAUUGCAACCACACCAUAAUGACCAUUGGGUCAUAUGGCAUCUGGGCCAGCUACCUGGCUGGUGGGGAGACUAUUUACUUGGCCAACUAUACCCUCCCAGGCUCGCCUCACUUCAAGGUAUUCAAGCCAUCUGCAGCCUUCUUGCCUGAAUGGAUUGGGAUCCCAGCUGACCUUUCUCCUCUACUACCCAAGUCAUAA